AUGAAACGUACUGUAGUAGAGAGAGAGAGAAGAGAGAGAGAGAGGAAAGAGAAAGCGAUCAGAGAUGCAAUCCCACAUUGCAAAUGGUCAGAGAAGACUGCAUCUAUCCACAGUUGGACAAUCAAUCUGAGACAGAUGAUGGUCAACACUGACUGUACCGAAGAGGAAUUGGCCAAUCACAUGGGUCAAUUGUUUGACGAACCAGAUCGUACAUGGUACUACUUGCUCAAUCCCAGACCUGUCACAGUACAAACUUUGUUGGAAGCCAUGAACACAAGAUUCGACAUUGCUAGCAAGAACAUAAUGUUGAGAACAGAGUUGGAGCACUUACAUCAGAAUGGAUCACCCAUUGCCAACUUCAACUCUCGAUAUGGAGAAAAGGAGCACACGUUGAACAUGAGUGAAGAAGAGAAAGUGUUCCAUUACACCAGCCGUUUGGACCCAGAGAUCCGUGUCCUUACUCUCAUGAUGCAUCCAGCAAACCUUGCACAGGCCAAGAGCAAAGCAGUCGAGGUGUCUACUUCUCUUGGAUUGGGAAAGAAGAUCAAGUUCACUUCUUUCAGUAGUCAUGCCAACAACAACAGCAAUAACAACAACAAUAGUAGCAACAACAACUAUAGUAACAAUAACAAUAAUAAUAAUAAUAAUAACAAUAGUAGCAACAAUGGCAACAAUCAUUCCUUUCGCUCCAAUCAGCACUACAAGAAGCCAAGCAACAGAUGCAACAAUGUUUCAUUCGAUGAGAAGGAUGUUGAGACAUUAACUUCUGAUAAAUUGAACAAUGGGAGGGUUGAGACUCAUUCACACAAACAACAAAGUAAUACAAACAAACAGAUAAAGAAACAUGAACAGAUAGAAGAGGUUGAGACCUCUACAGAGAUUGAGAUCUCUAACACAGACACAGAUUCAGUACAGAGCGAGAAGGUUGAGACCUCUACAGAGAUUGAGAUCUCUAACACAGACACAGAUUCAGCACAGAGUGAGAAGGUUGAGACCUCUCCAACUCAAACACAGCAGACCAAUGAGUACAAGGACAAGGUUGAGACCAAGUCACCAAACAAUCAAUCAUUAGAUAAUGAUACAAAGGUUAGAGAGCCGACUGUCAAGGUUGAUACCAAGACAAACAUUAACAAAGAGUUGACACUCGAUGUUAUUCCAAUCAAGAUAGAUAAGAGAGUUGCCUCAGCAAUCGUCGAUACAGGGGCCAACUACUGUCUCAUUGAUCCAUCAAUUAUUGCAGACAUGAAGAUCGAUAUCAGCAACAAAGAGACAUUCAAUAUACAGUCACCAGUGUUUGAGAACACUUCAACAACAAGUAAUCAGUCAGUCAACUUAGAGAUAGAUAUCAACAAUCACAAGUUCACAAUGUUGUUCGUUGUCACACCUAUCAGAGCGAUAUAUAAGGUGAUCAUUGGCAACAAUAAGGCAGCUGAGACAGCAGCAAGAGAAUGGAUGCGAGCAAGGGAAUUGGAGAGUCAGUUUAUGGAAGAGUUCAGUGACGUCAUUGUGGAUGAGAUCACCACUGGAUUGCCACCAGCCAGAUCAACUGACCUUAAGUUGAAACUCAUUGAUGAGAACAAGAUCAUGCGUGGUUACCCUUAUCGCAAGUCACCCAAACAGCAAGAGGCAAUGGAUCAGAUAACCAAGCGACUGUAUGAGAGAGGUGCCAUCAUUCCAUCGACAGCAGCACAUGGAUGCACAGCCAAUGUCAUUUGGAAGAAAGAUGGACGACCAAGACUGAUCAUUGACUUCAGACCAGUAAACAACAACAUUGUCACAGCAACAGACAAUAUACCAAGAACAGACGACAUCAUCAAUCGAUUUCAAUCCAACAAGUGGUUCACAGAUGCAGAUAUGAUUGAUGGUUAUUGGCAAUGUCGUGUCUCACCAGAGAGUUCAUUGAACCAAUACCUGGACGAUUUAAUCUAA
Molecule: messenger RNA, 1929 nt
Organism: Acytostelium subglobosum LB1
Lineage: Eukaryota; Evosea; Eumycetozoa; Acytosteliales; Acytosteliaceae
Exons: 3
Coding region: 1-1929 (642 amino acids)
Biological process (GO): proteolysis
Molecular function (GO): aspartic-type endopeptidase activity
Source: RefSeq, a predicted model, not a curated record